Marasmius oreades (fairy-ring Marasmius) is the source of this 657-nucleotide messenger RNA. RefSeq lists its product as uncharacterized. Gene Ontology annotation, molecular function: GTPase activity. Lineage: Eukaryota; Fungi; Basidiomycota; Agaricomycetes; Agaricales; Marasmiaceae. Bases 1 to 657 code for a protein of 218 amino acids. The transcript is spliced from 3 exons. The record is from RefSeq and is a predicted model, not a curated record.
AUGGAAAUGCAGGUCUUAUGUGGUGUCCUUCCAAUUGCCCGUUUAUCUGCAAUACCAUCUUGCGUUUACUUUGCUGCUCAGCUUCUCCCUCUUGAGGAGAUAUUCAAGCUCACUCAUCCAAGCUCACUCGACCCACCAGCAGAGGAUAAACGAACCUGGCGCGAAGGGUUGAAACGUCCUGAUCGAAAACCCAUUCAAUGGACCGCAAUGGACAUUCUCGUUGCUUAUGCGAACAAGAAAUGUUGGUUUACCUCACAAGCAGGAAGACCCGACAUACAUCGAGCAGGUAACGCAAUCCUUAGAGCACUUGCCGAAAACAAAGUUCCGUGGUCAUUUUGGCCACCCGGAACGCCAAUUGAUUUGAUUGAGGCUGUGAUGGACAGCGACGACAAAGGUCUGUGGAUCUGGAAAGACGAAAUCGCUUCCGGCAAUGAGGGGAGCCCUUCCGAGGAAGAUGAAUCAGGUUCAGAAGGAACUGACCAUCCAGAUGAUGCUAGUACUUGUACAUAUCUGGGUGAAACUGAAGAGGAUGGUGGCGCAGAUCUCAAAGAUGCCGUAAUCGGCGAGGAUGAGGAGGAUGAAAUCCACGCAUCGAAGAUCGGUGGUCGCUUCGCUCUCUUGGGUACUGAUGCCGACGAAGAUGGUGACGAAGAUUGA